This is a messenger RNA of Trichobilharzia szidati, 1683 nucleotides long. The record is from the annotation of a GenBank genome assembly. NCBI's taxonomy places the organism in Eukaryota, Metazoa, Platyhelminthes, Trematoda, Strigeidida, Schistosomatidae.
UGUAUAAUAGGUCUUCUGAAUGAUGGCGCGCCAUUUUUGUGAGCUAUCGUUACGCAUGACUGAGAGGGGUAUUCGAAAUCUGAGAAAUGUGCCAAAUAAUUGAACUCCCCGAAGAUGGCCCUGUGUGUCCUCACGGUAUCAUGUUGAAAAUAGUUAACAAGAGUUCUGAAUCAUUUCACUAUGCUUGUUCAGCAUUCCGUGGCAAGGACGAAUGCAAAAGACAAGAGCUAUAUCGAAAAAAUACUUUGAACAAUUGGUCAGUGGAGGAUAUUCUUAGUAGCGUCCAAUCAAACAGAGCCUAUUGUUCCACUUGUGAUUGUCUAUUUUCAAUGGUAACUGAAAGAAAAAAGCAUAAGAUGCAUGAAUAUAGAGGAGAUCUGUCAGAUAAUUUAUUAACCAUGCCAUCAUAUUUAUUAAAGCCUCUAGGAGACUCUAAAGCUCAUGCGCAAUACUUUUUCUCUUUAAAUUGUUUAAAUCAACUAUAUUCAAUUAUAAACAAUCUAUCAGUGAAUUAUGUUGUUUGUAUUGGAUCACCCCGUCUUCAUGACUUCAUUCAACUUCAGCUUGCACACAGAGGACAGUUGACAAACUCUUAUUUGUUGGACAUUGAUUUUCGACUGACUAACUUUUAUCGUUCACAUAACUUUUCACAAUACAACAUGGUAAAUGGAUUUUUCUUCAGUCAACAAGACAAAGAGAAUUUUUAUAAUUUUAUCAAGGAAAAUGUGAAGUCUAUGCACAAAUGUUUGAUAUUUUGUGAUCCUCCGUUCGCCGCACCAUUGUCAUUAAUCAUAAAACAGAUCGAAGUAUUACAAAAUUCAGUUAUAAGGUGCAUUAAUCAAAAUAUUGGGGGUAACUACAUAAUGUACGAGAUUACUGUGAUUUUCGUCAGUUUCCAAGGUCAAAAAGAGUGAAGAUAGCAAUACGAACGAUGAGAACACUUAUGCGUAUUUGAUGGCCCUCCCAUACUUUUUUGAGAAGAAGUUACAGAAAAUUGCACCGUUUAUAAAUUUGUUGGACUAUAAAGUAAUCAGUAUUUUUUGUUACUUACUUUAGACUACGAUUGUUUAUUAAGAUGACGUAUGAGAAUCAUUCAAGAUUGGAUUGUGAUAGCAAUAAUCCUGAUAUUAGUCGAAGUAAUACAAUCAACAAUGAUAACCAGGCAAAUAGAGGAAAAAGACGAGAUUCAAUUGUUCGUCUGUUUACAAAUCUCUCACCUUCAUUAGUUCAUCCACCUAAAUCACUGGAGGCAUCAUUCAGGUUUUGUGAAAUUUGCCAGCGUUAUUCACACAUCACGAAUGUACACUGUCUCAAGUGCAAUCGUUGUACAACUAAGAAUGGACCAACUUAUGUACACUGUGAUAAAUGCGGUCGCUGUAGAUCUUCAAAGAAAUUCCACUGUAAUUAUUGUGAACGAUGUGUGUCUGUAGAUCAAUGUGUUCAUCAGUCGAAGCGUCCAAAACUCCUCAAAUAACUCUAUCAAAUUGUAAAUUCAUUUCUAAAAAAAGAUGUAGAUUCAAUAUAUUUCUUACUCUCUUAUAGUUUGUUUUGUUUUCGAAACAGCUGUCUUGUUUGACUUUGGCGGUCAUGUUUGCUUUUCUUAAUGAUAUCGAAAUCGUUAGAUGAAUUGAUCUGAGCUAUUUAAGUUCAAUAAGAAUUCACUAUCCGGGAUUUAUUUAUUUA